Molecule: messenger RNA, 1302 nt
Organism: Saccostrea cuccullata (small rock oyster)
Lineage: Eukaryota; Metazoa; Mollusca; Bivalvia; Ostreida; Ostreidae
Product: alpha-2C adrenergic receptor-like
Exons: 1
Coding region: 1-1302 (433 amino acids)
Biological process (GO): G protein-coupled receptor signaling pathway
Cellular component (GO): plasma membrane
Molecular function (GO): G protein-coupled receptor activity
Source: RefSeq, a predicted model, not a curated record
AUGGAUCUCAAUCUACUGAUAUUUUUGAUUAGCAUAUCCGUUUUCGCCAUCAUUGGAGUGAUUGGGAAUUCUCUCAUUAUUGCUGUUUAUAUAAAAACCAGAAGAAGUUUCUUCAACAGAACUUACAUCGUGGCUCUAUCUAUAGUAGAUCUGAUUGCAGAUUUACUUAUAGCGCCAUACACCGCCGUGUUUGAACUUCAUCUCGUCAACAGUGACGUCAUCUGCCAUGGAAUGGAAGUCAUCAGACAUACUGUUAUAGGAUUCUCGAACCUGAUUUUAAUCUUGAUUGCAUCAGAGAGACUUCUUAUGGUGUGGAAACCAACAAAAAUCAUAUCAGAAAGAAAAAAAAUAAUGGCUAUACUGGUGCUUUUAGUAAUUUCCAUUUUCUCUGGACUUCCCUCUGGAGCAAUUUAUCAGGUUUCGAACAAAGAGCACAAUCUUUAUCAUAACAGAACAAAGUUUAAUAACGAUACCACGAUUAAUAAAAACGAUUUCUGCCAAUAUACCACAGAUAUUUUGGGAGAUGACUUGAGCAUGAUGUACCGAAAUUUUCUUGCUUUAAUGAUCCUUUUGGAAUUUUUCAUCUUGAUUGUAGUUUAUGUGCUUGUGUAUGUAGUCAUCUGUAGACAGAAAAUGCGAGUGAGACGUAUUGGGUCCUCUAGCGUGCUGAAAGAGAAGCAGAAACCUAAGAAGAGUGAAACAAGUCAAACAACCUCCAGUGUCCCGAACGAUCAAUCGGACUGCAAUUCAACGGAUGAUAUGGGAUUGAACCUAAAAUCACAACCAAUAAACAAUAAACACAACAGGUACGACCCUGGAAAAACUCUCAAUUUUUGUUUUAAAAAGAAUGGAUUUCCAGUCAAAUGCGCCGAUUCCGAAACUGAUUCAGGAGCUAUAUCAGUAACAAUGACAAAAUUUACAUCGAACAAAGAUAUCCAUGGCAAGCAAAUGAGAACACUCAGCUUUGACACUGACACAACGGGUGUAGAUAGUGAACCGGAAAAGGCCAAUGGAAGAAAUGACAGAGUUUGCAUAAAUACGGAGAAAUCAACAACACUACGAAGGAAAAGAAAGAUUCGAGUAUCCAAACAUGCUAAUUACGUUCGGAAAAAAACCUGGACAAUGCUGUUUAUCUGCACAUUUGUCUAUCUGAUAUGUUGGAUUCCAUUUUUCUUUGAAAUAUUUAACGUGACAAGCAUUUUAUUUCUUCGCUAUUUCUUUUUUCUUGGUCAUGCCACAAAUCCCAUUAUUUACAGUAUAAUCAACGUUAAAAUCAGGAAUGGGAUCAAGAAACUUUUUUAA